Molecule: messenger RNA, 2713 nt
Organism: Malaya genurostris
Lineage: Eukaryota; Metazoa; Arthropoda; Insecta; Diptera; Culicidae
Product: juvenile hormone esterase
Exons: 8
Coding region: 508-2424 (638 amino acids)
Molecular function (GO): hydrolase activity
Source: RefSeq, a predicted model, not a curated record
CUGGAAGGACUGAAACAACGUUUAAAUGUUUGAACAACCAUGUGAACUUUCACCAACAUCGUGUUCGUUAGUUUGGAGAAGGAAGUGUUAAAUUGUCUUUCCUCAAAUCACCAAAAAGCAAAAACGCUCCAAUACCGGUGUUGCGGAGAACUGCGGUGAUCUCAGAAAACACAUAAAACGUGUUAAUAACAGAGCUUUCAAGAUUAAGUAACAGUGCAUAAAAAUGAACAAGAAAACUAGCGGCGAAAGAGAAGACAAAAGUGCGAAAAUUUUGUGUGUAUUUCGAUCGGAGAAUAAACGAGCCCGCGGCUAUGAUAACUGUGUUAGCUUAUCUGAUUCAUGGGAAACUUCUUUGAUUGAGUUUCCAAAUGUUUUCGUAAACAAUCGUAACAAACCGUGGUUGCAAACAGUGAACGAAGCGGCGGUUGGAAAGAAUCGAACUUGAAUAUCAUCUUCAAGUGUAAAUCGUUGGGCUCAGUUUUUCGUGAGAAGUUAUGCACACGAGAAAUGUGCACAAUGUUGAAGUUGUUAAUACUAUCUCUAUUUUACAUCGGGACUCGAUCAAGUUAUGCAUUGCCACCGUCAACAUUCGGGGACGCUUUAGCCAGCGCCGGUGAACUGUCAAACAAGCUGAAGGAAACGACAGCAUGGAAAACGUUUACCGGAAUCGCUCGCGAAUCGGAUUCUCUCAACUCACUGGUGCGUAUCAUUCCCAGGACCACGAUGGGAUUCGUACGUGAAGUGGUUAAUUCAUUUCGGAAGAAGGAAGCUCGGGCAAUAGUACUCACGCGAGCAGGUGCCGUUCAAGGACGUACCCAGAAAGUGAAAGGUGGAGGCCACGGCGAGUUCUAUGCUUUCAAAGGAAUACGUUAUGCACAGCCUCCAGUUGGAAAACUACGAUUUCGGGCCCCUCUUCCAGAAAUACCCUGGAAAGGUAUUCGUAGCGCACUUAGAGAAGGUUCUGUGUGUCCCCACAGAAGCAUGAUUUUAGACAAUUUCAAAGGCAGCGAAGAUUGCUUAUUCAUCAAUGUCUACACUCCAGAUUUACCCAUAGAUAGCUACAAUCCCAGUUUCCCUGUAAUGGUAUGGAUUCAUGGCGGAGCCUUUUCAUUCGGUUCGGGAAAUUCGUUCCUUUACGGACCGGAUUAUCUUGUUCCAGAAGGUAUCGUUCUAGUAACUUUCAACUACCGUUUGGGUCCACUAGGAUUUUUGGGCGUUGGAAAAGAUGCUCCAGGAAACGCAGGUAUAAAAGAUCAAAUCUUAGCUCUCAAGUGGGUCCAGGAGAACAUAGCAGCAUUUGGAGGAGACCCCGAAACUGUCACUGUUUUUGGACAAUCAGCCGGAUCGGUUUCCGUCCAUAUGCUCAUGAUGUCUCCGCUUGCGAAAGGUCUUUUUCACAGAGCAAUAGCACAAAGCGGAACAGCCUUGAAUCCAUGGGCGGUAGCGAAAUCACCAAAAAAGCGGGCCUUCCGAUUAGGAGAACAACUUGGAUGCUAUACAAACAGUACAGAUGAAUUAUUGAGGGUUUUGCGUAAAGCUUCUCCCCAAAAGAUCAUCAACGCAGCGGCAAAAACAAUAACUCCUGAAGAUAUCAAACGAAGUAUCGGACUGCCAUUUGUUCCAUCGAUCGAAAACUGGACCGGCGAUGACGCGUCAGAAGAACUACCACUGAUUGUUAAUGAACCAAUACAGAUAAUGAAGAGCGGAGUGUAUAAUCAUGUUCCACUAAUUACAGGGUUCAAUUCUCAUGAGGCAAUGCUAUUUUUGAGAAGGGUGCGAAAGGAUCCUAAAUUGCUAACGACUAUAGAUUCAGAUUUCCAAAGACUGAUACCAAUUGAUCUGAACGUAGAUCGAGACUCCUUAGAAGGGACUUCAGUGGCGCAUGAUAUGCGCAACUUCUAUUUGAACGGAUCACACAUCAGUAAUACGUCUAUUCAAAGCAUGAUGAACCUUAUGUCGGAUGCUAUGUUUUUGCAUGGGAUAACCAAUUUCGCUCGGCUGCAUGCUACUCAUGACGGUCAGGAUACGACCUGGUUGUACAGGUUCGCGUACGAUGGGGCGCUGGGUAUCUACAAGAGGAUACUGGGCAUCGACUGGCCUGGUGCAUGCCAUGGUGAUGAGUUAGGCUAUCUUUUCCACUUCGGAGUGCUUAACAUUCGUCUAGACAACUCAUCGGUUGAGCUACAAACGAUGAGUAAAAUGACACGUAUGUGGACCAACUUUGCGAAGUAUGGUAACCCGACACCUCACGGAAGGGAUGAUCUGAUGGCGAGUACACGCUGGCCAUGCGUGACACCGCACAGUAUGACAGAGCUUCCAUACCUCGAUAUUACAUCCAGCUUAACACCUAGUAACAACCCGGAACCGGAACGACUUCGUUUCUGGGAUGAAACAUACGCAAAGUACAAUGGUGACAUAUUUUAACGAUCAUUUAUUAAGCUUUUAAGUGAGUUUAUAGUUAUAUAAAAUUCCACAAAAUUAGUUUUGCGAUGGAAUGGAACUUUGUUUCUAGGCUAUCGUAUGGCAUUUGAUUUUCAUAGCACAAAUUUCAAGAAACAACAUGUUAACUUGCCGACCGCUACGUUCUGUUCCCUCAAAACUGAAGCAGGUUUAGAUAAAAUAGAUACCAGUUUGAAUACCGUUGGCAUUGUGAUGCUUUUGGAUAGUUUUAGUGAGACUGAAUGAAAAUAAUAAUUAAAGAUCAAAUAAAGAA